AACCCUAAAUUCCCCAUGUUUGCUUUUGCUUGAAAAGUUGGUGUGUGGAAAAAAACCGUGUGGGCAUUUUUUGUGAUUUUGCGAAGUGAUUUUGUGUGAAAAAAUGGAUAAACCUGAAGAAAUGGAAAACAGCGGAAGUCACCCACCGAUGCGUGGUGGUGGAUUUCGCGGUAGGGGCCCGUACAGAGGCUUUGAUCCCCGUGGCCGUGGCCGGGGGCGCGGUUUUGGUCGUGGUGGCCCAAUGGGUGGACGCGGGAUGCCACCCAUGAUGCGUGGACGUGGUAUGAUGCGAAGUCCCCGCGGGUUCGGGAUGCGAGGCUUUGCCCCAAGGGCACCGCGUGGUUUGGGACGCGGUGGACCUCCGGCAAAUUCCCACGGAGGACCACCACCGAGUACCACGCCAACAUCAUCCGCACCAGCUGCUACACCCGAGGAUGGAGCUCCCAUUACGACAACAACAUCCUCAUCAGCACCCCGGGGUAGUUUCCGCGGAAGAGGAUUCUUCCGUGGGCGUGGAUCUUUCGGGGGCCCCGGAGCACCCAAUAAUACGACAAUUCCCGGAACUGGACCUGAUCCAAAGCCUUUCAGGGGCAAUGAUAGGGGUUCCGGUGGUUUCAGGGGUCGUGGUAGGGGUUUCGGGGGCUUUAGUCGCCCCUUCAACAGGAAUCUUCUAACCCCAGGGCAGGAUAAUGGGAAUAUUGCUCCCGUGCCAUCAUUGAAACGCAACGGCCCCGGUGGUUUACCAGGGCCGAAGCGUGGGCGUUAUGAUUCAGGGCCCCCAACGAGGGGAUUCGCUCCCAAACCCAACUACGUGCAGUCCAAUCCAUCGCACAUGAAUCAUCAGUACAAUCAACCCCAGGCUGCGCCAAAUCACAGUGGGUACGUUCAGGAUGGAAGUCAUCAGCAGAGCAUGGAUCCUUAUGCGCAGUCUUACCAGCAAGCUCCACAGCAGAGCUACACAAACAAUGGGUACUCCCAAACAGGGUACACUGAUCCCAAUGCCCAGACUACGACGUAUCCACAGACAAGUGGAUACGAGCAGCAGUAUCAGGAUUACAGCAGUGCCACCACUUAUGGUACCCAAGAUACGAGGUAUCAGUACAAUAACACUCAAAGCUACCAAAGUGGCUAUGGAACAACAACUGAUACCUACAAUACAGCUCCACAAGAUCCCUACCAGCAAUCGUCAUACGACGAGAGCACCUACAGCACUGGUUAUGAUGCCAAUGCUUACUCCCAGGGAUCCUAUCAAAAUACAACAGGCUACUACUAAGCCACACAAGGUGUUUAAAAACAAAUAAAUGAUAGAAAUUGGGAGAAGAUUUUAGUGUGGUAGACGCUGGAGCAACCUUGAGAGGAGAAACUUCGUAGCAAGGUAAGAUUGUCUUUUAAGGAUGCUAAAAGGAAGUUAUUCAACAUAUAGUUUUUUUCGUAAUACCUUGACUAAUAUGCACAUAAAGAUAUAUUUUAAAAAAUAUUGAAAAAUAUUUACUUAUACAUUAUGGGGGAAUUAAGAACAGAAACAUUGAGGAAAUAUUGAAAAUUAAAUAAAAAAUAAAGAUUAAGGAAAAAUAAAAGCAAGAAAAACAAUUAAAAAGUACGAAAAAAAAUUACAGCACGAUUGAAUUUAAUUUUACAAAAGAAAAAAGCAAAAUAAGGAAAAUCCAAUAAUUGAGAUAUUCUGACUAUUUUAUUUUGGAAAAUAUUUUUCUCCAUUAUUUUUUAAAAGUUUAUUGUAGGUUUGAAAGAAAGAAAACGAGAAAAAGGAUAUAAUUGUCUGUCUUUUGGACUUUGUCAGGAAAGAAAUAUUAUUUUAUGAUUAUUGACAUUAAGAAGUAGAUGCUAGGAAUUAGUAUGACGGAAUGAAUAUAAAAUAAUCCAUAAUCACUGAAUAUUUAAUCAACAGUGAAAUAUUUGAAAUUGUUCUUCAAUUAUAAAAGAAAACAUUAAAAGAAAUAAUUAAGAAGGAAAUAAAAAAAAAAUGUAGGAAAAAGUUAAAGAAAUUUUAUUUAAAAUUACGCGGAAGGAAGAACAAUUUUUUAAAGGAGCUUUUUAGAUGAUUAUAAGCCAGAUAAAAUACGUUUAAUUGUUCAGCUGAUUUUCUGAUUACUGAGGAAUUUUUUUUAGGAAAAAACAACCAAAAAUGAAAAUACUUGAUAUUUAAGAAACAAUUCUUUAUUAGAAAUCUUAUUCAGAAAUUGCAACAGAAAAAUCUUUUAUCAACUUUGACGAUUUUUUAAAAUUAUUUUAAGCAAAUAUUGUAAACAGAACACUUUUUAUUAAACUUAGAUCUCCCGUAGAUAAACAUUUUAAGACGACAGUUCGUGUGAAUAGAAAUUUUAAAUUAACAUUAAUGCACUAUAGUUGCUAACAGAAAAAUAAAUAAAAAAAAACUAAAAAUAUUGUGAAAAAACAGAAAAUUGAAAAAAAUAUAGAAAAAUUAGGUCUCAACUUAGAAAACAAAUUAAAUUAGUUUUAUAAUUUUAAAGUUUUGCACGUAAAAAGAAAGUAAAUUACUAUAAUUUUAUUCAAGGAAAAUAAUUGCAGAUAAACCAAACUUCUAACUAUGUAUGUGUCGUGUAUUUGUUAGAAAAUAUAUUCUGUAGAUUAAAACAAAAUUAAAAGAAAUAAAAAAAAGAAAACAAA
Molecule: messenger RNA, 2646 nt
Organism: Lutzomyia longipalpis
Lineage: Eukaryota; Metazoa; Arthropoda; Insecta; Diptera; Psychodidae
Product: translation initiation factor IF-2-like
Exons: 5
Coding region: 104-1273 (389 amino acids)
Source: RefSeq, a predicted model, not a curated record